Lactuca saligna is the source of this 1331-nucleotide messenger RNA. Lineage: Eukaryota; Viridiplantae; Streptophyta; Magnoliopsida; Asterales; Asteraceae. The record is from the annotation of a GenBank genome assembly.
AAAAGGCCUGAACAAAUUACAAAACCGUGACAACAUUAUUUUCCACUAUAAAAGCAAUUUUGUUCAUUCAAGUUCAAUCUCAAAUCGAAACCCAUAGGCCAUAGCCAAAACCCCUAAAAUCUUCAAGAAACCCCAUUCAACGAUGUCAACAGCAUCACCCCCAAAUUUCGAUUGCCGCAUGUAUGAAGCCAAGUUCCCGGAGGUUGACACGCCAGUGAUGAUCCAGGUCAAGGAAAUCGGAGAUGUUGCUACUCAUGUCUCACUCCUUGAAUACAACAACAUCGAAGGGAUGAUCCUCUUAUCGGAUCUCUCUCGCCGCCGUAUUCGAAGUGUUGGCAGCUUAAUCAAAGUAGGCCGCAUCGAACCUGCUAUGGUGCUUCGUGUUAAUGCUGAGAAAGGUUAUAUUGAUUUGAGUAAAAAGAGGUUAUCGGAACAGGAUGUUCAAAUCUGCGAAGAGAGGUAUAGUAAGAGCAAGCUUGUGCACUCCAUCAUGCGCCAUGUUGCGGAGACUAUGAAUGUUGAUCUCGAGGAUUUAUACAUCCAUGUUGGCUGGCCUUUGUACAGAAAAUAUGGGCAUGCAUUUGAGGCUUUCAAAUCAAUAGUUAACGACCCUGAUUCCGUGCUCAAGUCCCUCACACGUGAAGUCAAACACAUUGGUCCAGAUGGAAAAGAGGUGAGUAAAGUCGUUCCUGCCCUUUCAGAGGAUGUGAAAGAUGCUUUGGUUAGAAACAUCAGAAGACGAAUGACCCCACAACCAUUGAAAAUCCGGGCUGAUAUUGAAAUGAAAUGUUUCCAAUUUGAUGGUGUCCUCCACAUCAAGGAAGCCAUGAGACAAGCUGAAGCAGUUGGCACUAAAGAGUGUCCAGUGAAAAUAAAAUUGGUUGCUCCACCAGCUUAUGUUCUUAAUACACAGACUCUUGACAAGGAACAAGGGAUAAAGAUUCUUACAGAAGCGAUUGCUGCUUGUGGUGCUGCAAUAGAGCGUCAUAAAGGGAAACUUACCAUAAAAGAGUCACCUCGGGCAGUGAGUGAAAGGGAGGACAAACUGCUGGCAGAGCAGAUGGCUAAACUUGGGAGGGAUAAUGCAGAGAUUAGUGGUGAUGAAGACAGUGAGGUGGAAGAAGAUACGGGAAUGGGUUCUGUGGAUUUGGAGAGCACAAGUUCUGGGAUUACAACAGAGUCAGUGAUAUAACAGAUUCUAAGCAUAUAUCUGUUAAAUUUUGCAUUUUGUUUUUUGUGUAUUUUUUGGCCCAUUUACUUGCUUGCUUAAUUUCAAAGGGUAUGGCUUUCUUGCUUGUGUAAACCGAGUUUUUUUUUUUUUUUUUUUUUUU